AUGUUUGCUUGUACUCAUCAGUUCGGUCCCCUAUCCAGAAUGGCUACGCGUCACUGCGGUAGAAAGGUUCCAUUCUCGGCCAUUAGUGCCAGUCGCUCAUGUGGCUAUGGCACAACCACCACAAGUCUCCAAAUGGCCAGCAAAAAGAACAAGAAUGCUCCUGACAAAUUGUUUCGGGCGGACCGUGUCUUGGCCAAUCGAGGAGUUGGAUCGAGGUCGGAAUGUUUUGAGUUGCUGAAACAAAAACGUAUCUUUCAAAAGAUUGACUCCAGUAUGCAACGGGUCAAGGGGCCCUCGGAAAAAUUAUCCAUGACGGCAUCCCUCUUUAUUGACGGCAAGAAUGAAGUACCAAAACCACUCCCACUAUUACGCGUGUAUCACAAACCAAAGUGGGUAUUGAGUGUCAUGAACGACAACAAGGGACGACCCACCGUGGGUGACUUGGACUUCUUGGGUGGCAGCGCCAAUGGUAAAUCCAAAAUGCAUCCCGUGGGACGAUUGGAUUAUGAUACCUCGGGACUGCUCUUGUUCAGUUCGGAUGGCAAAUUGACCCAACAACUCUUGCACCCCAAUCAUGAGAUUGAAAAGGAAUAUGUUGCCCUGGUGGUGGGCCAAGUGGAUGCGGAUGUUUUAAAGGAAAAAUUGGCGCAAGGCGUCACGACGAGCAUGGGUGCCUUCCCAGCAGACUUGUUGGAGGCAAAGUCAAUACCCAAAGAAGAAGUCAAAGAAACGAUAGAUGGGAUUCUCAAGAACUUGCCCGAGGAAUACGAUAUGGAACGAUUGGAAGAAAAGGGCUAUCUAUUCUUCAAGGAUGCCACAGAGUUGUCGGAGGUCCGGCUAGUAGUGCGGGAAGGCAAACAUCGCAUGGUGCGAAGGAUAUUGGCCAACUCGGGGUAUCCAGUGAUUGGAUUGAAACGAGAACGAUUGGGAGAUGUCUUGUUGGGGGAUUUGCCAGCGGGGGAGUAUCGAGAGUUAUCAGGUGCCGAAGAAAAGUGGGCCAACAAAGUCGCUAAACUGUGA
Messenger RNA from Cylindrotheca closterium, 1020 nucleotides. NCBI's taxonomy places the organism in Eukaryota, Bacillariophyta, Bacillariophyceae, Bacillariales, Bacillariaceae. The record is from the annotation of a GenBank genome assembly.